GACCUAAGCGACUCCGACUCUUUUAAGACUUUAUUUAUUUAUUAUUCAAAUCGAUCAAACGUAUUUUAAAACGCUCUUGUUGAUAUUAUUUAAUGUGUUCAUUGAAGCCAAUAGUAAUACAACACUUUUAAUGACGAAACACGAUCCUUGACAUUUUUAAAAUUAGUUUCGUAAAUUUCAGGACUAAAGAGAAAUUCCAUUGCCAGACACCAUGGACAAAGUUACUAUAGCUGAAUUAUUUAGAAAACUAAAGAUUUUAAUUGGAGGACUUAUAUGCAUUGCUAUAAUUUUGCUUCUUUUAAUAAUAACAAUAGUUCUGAGAUUCAAUAGGAACAUACAGAUGUCAGUGGUACCAAAACAAUUCAGUGUACAUCCAGUUUCAGAGACAACUGUGAACGGUAUACCUCUUAUAAUUCAUCAAACGUGGAAAUCUAGUAAUGUUCCUGAGAAAUGGAAAGAUGCACAAGCUUCUUGGACAGAACAAUCUGUUAAAUAUCCAUUAACGCGUAAAUACAACGAAUUUGUGUAUAUGUUAUGGACAGAUAAAAUGUUGGACACUUUUAUCAAGGAACAAUAUCCGUGGUUUUACAACGCAUUUCACAGUUAUCAUUUUCCAAUUUCUCGAACAGACGCAGGGAGAUAUUUUUUAUUAUACCAUUACGGUGGAAUUUAUUCUGAUUUAGAUAUAGGAUGUAAUAACCAGUCUAUAAGAAAGAUAUUAUCUAGUUUUAGAAGCUAUCAAGGAGUCGGUGUUAUGGAAGUUAGACCAUACGGAUUUUCAUUGGAAGUGCUCGUGUCGGCAAAAGGACAUCCAUUUAUGAAAUCAGUGAUAUCUGGUUUGAUACCUGCUCAAGCAAGAUAUCCAAUUCCAUACCUAACGGUAUUGCUAUCUGCUGGUCCUUUAUAUUUUACUGCAAAAUAUGGAUUAUAUAAAAAUAAGCAUGAAAUACAUAUUGUGAGUCCUGCGUUGUAUGAAGGGAAAUAUUUCAAGCAUUAUCAUGGUGGAACCUGGCAUAGUUGGGAUGGAGAAAUAAUUUGGUGGUUUUAUAACCAUGGCCCUUUACUUGUUAUAUUGAUGGUAUUAGCUUUAACAAUUUUUGGAAUUGUAACGUUUAAAAAGAACUACAUGUCUAUAGUAAAGCCGGGAAAUUAUCAUGUAGCAUAAAAUUGAUAUUACCAAC
Mytilus trossulus (common blue mussel) is the source of this 1181-nucleotide messenger RNA. RefSeq lists its product as uncharacterized. The transcript has 2 exons. The coding region runs from base 212 to 1165 and encodes 317 amino acids. The record is from RefSeq and is a predicted model, not a curated record. NCBI's taxonomy places the organism in Eukaryota, Metazoa, Mollusca, Bivalvia, Mytilida, Mytilidae. Gene Ontology annotation, molecular function: mannosyltransferase activity. Gene Ontology annotation, biological process: mannosyl-inositol phosphorylceramide biosynthetic process.